CAGUAUUCCGUGAAGUGUUGUGCCGUGACUGCGUGCGGCCUUCUUUCGUCCGCAACCCCACGCACCACCAGUGGAGAAUAAUACCAGAAGACUCAAUUUUCCACCGUUUUCCAUCGCUUGACCGUCUAUAUUUCUUCUUUGCCUUGAGCAUAGAGAAAGAAGUUUCACGUUUUGCACCCUAUGCUCAAAGAAGAAGUAUUACGAAAAGAAGAAACUUAAAUUCAACGAAUCGAUUUUCAUAAAUCAAAGAGAAAUCAAAUCACUGACGGUGAUGCAGGGCUGACUCGUGCGAAGAUACAGUUUCAAAGUAUUUCUUCGAACAUAUCCCGUACGAAGAAGAAGUUCGUUAUUUGAAGAGGAGACUUUGUGCAUGAUCACGUAGAAAUUGAUGAAUUCAUAGAUAAAAUUGUAAUUUCUAUAUGAUGGUAAAAGAUGCUAUAUGAUCGUUAAGACUGGAGGUAGAGUUCUGAAGACACUUUAAGCAGUGUUCGUUUCAAGAAGCCAUGUUGAAGGAAGAAAUUGCUUGUUUGAGGAAGAGACUCUUGAAAUAGAUGGUUCGAAGCGUGGAGAUGUCAACACAAGAGAAACUUCAAACCCGGAUAAAAUUGGAAUUUCCCUGAUAAUAUUACUUGAACUUGAACGAAGAUAAGAUUCCGGAAUAUCUCGAGGAGCGUUUCUUCGGAGGUUUCUGGCCCGGGAAAAAGGAAGAGAGACUUCGAGUGACUGGGAACGAAUUUUCCAUGGUAACCGAACAGAAUUUCCAAAGAAAGAUUCAAUAGAGAUUAAACAUUGAUUCGAAGGUUCUUUAUGGUUUGUUUUCUUCGAUCGUUCACUGGUCGCACUCGAGACAAAAGCUCGAUGGUAGUUUUAACGCCAAUCAGAUCGAAAAUCUCAUUUUAAAAUUCUACGAGCGACAUCGAAGACAAGUAUUCAGGUUCGAUUUGGUGUAGGUAUAGUUUGAAUAGAAGUUUGGAGGACGAUUCGUCUAAAGAUAGAAGUUCGAAGGUCUUCACGAGGAAUUUGGGAGCCGUUUUGGGAAGUUAAACGAGAGAAGAAUUAGAAAAUAGACGAAAAGGCUUGAGAAACGAUCGGUUACGAAAGGAGACAAAAUUUGUAAAAAGAGAAAAAUAGAUAAAAAAAUUAAACAUCCACAGUUAUCACACAUAAAUACAUAAAUACACUCAUGAUACAACACAUAGAAAAUAAUAAUUUUGGAAUUUAAUUAUGUACCGUUCCAGAAACGAAUGAAAAAUUACCGAAGAUGGUAAGAAACGAGAAAUGUAACACAAGAAUCGAAGAGGAUGCAAAGUAGAUGGAAAAUAUAAAAUAAGAAACGUCGAAAGGAAUAUUCUAAUUGAUCUCGGCCACUUUUGGAGAAGUGUAUCGAAGUGGAACGCGAACAAAAAGCCGGCAGAAGCAUCGUUUAACGUUUUCUAAACGCGCGCCGCUGAAGUGUACUUUGAUGCGCUGCCUCGAGAGCACAGAAUAAAAAGGAAGUUAUCGAAACGUUCGAAGGGUCUCGUUACGAACGAAUAAUGCCACCUUUCAUGCACUGCUUUCGUCCAUUUGCACACGCAAAAAAUCGUAUGGCUACGAGUGCCUUUUCUUCGAACAGUUAAUUAAUUACAUCCACUUUUCAGAUCCGGACUAUUCGCUUCGAAAUAAAAUAUUACAAUCACUUGAGAUUAUUAAAAUAUUAACCGAAUCUUAGAAAAUAUUCUUAAAAAGGAAAAAAAGGACUUUAAAAAUAUUUGUAUUUGAAGAAACCAUCGUCAAAUGAUAAAAGAAGAAAAUAAAGCACAAAGAAGAAUGGACUUUUUAAGAAGCAAUUUCGAUCAGUUAUUUAGAAAAAAUUAAAGAAGACGGGAGCAGCGAAGGUUCCUGGUGGCAAGGGGUCAGCAUGGCAGUCGACAAUCCUUCGUAUUUCUCGUUGUCGAGCGGGACGGCGACGUCGUCGGUAUCGACGACGCCUGCGUCGACAACGAGCGUUGCCUUCUCGCCGCCCUCCAAGGGACCAACGGGGCUGACGGCCUUGUUUCGGCGACGUCCUUGCAAAAUGGGCACCACUUCGUCGGCCAGCGUCCUCUCCACGUCUACCACGAGCACUCUGAUACCGCAGGAUAAUAACAAAGGCAGUACCUCAGGCGCCUCCACGCCCACAGAAGAGAAGAUGCCAAUGUUGCCCAGAAAUGGAACUGGUCAGUGCGGAAACGGCACUCAUGGUGGUCCUGGUAAUCAGAGAAGGAGUUUCAGAAAUUUGUUCAGAUCUGUUAGCGCCAAUGCAGAUCACGAAAGAACACAACAGUUCCUGAAGGGUGAUCCAAGACCUUCGGAUGUUGCGCCACCCUCGCCGUAUCUACCUCAUAGAUCACACUCACAUUCUGAGAACGACAGAAGACGUCCAGGCCGAAGCAGAGCUGUGUUGAAGUCCGCUAGCGAACUGCUGUCGAAUGAUAUGGUGUACUGUGGAUUGGCCAGAGAUAAUCACAAUCAUGAUGAUGACGACGACGAUGACGAUGACGAUGAUCAAGAUUCGAACGAAGUUUUCGUUGGUGUCGAUGACGCUAGGUACUACAACCUUUCAUCCACGCUGCCAGCAACAGGAUCAGCGGCAGCAGGUCGCAGAAGGCAUUCGAUCAGCACCUUCAUAGGCAAAGAUCGAGGUUCCUCGAGCAAAGACCACAUCUCCAGAAAGCAACCACAAAGCCCCACAGUUCUCGUACAACCUGACACAAUGGCGCCUCCAGCGCCUGUAGAUACUGUAGAUGGUGCCCACGUAGAGGACCGGAAGGCAAGAUCUUGCAGCAGGUCCAGGCGCAGAAGACAUCGCAGUUCUUCGAGCAGGGGAUCUCGUUCAGCGACCGGACUGUCGAAGAUCGAUUCACAUCCCGAAGAUGAUGUACUGUUCGUAUCGAGCAAGGACAGCGAAAUUUCGAGCCUGUGGGUCAAUUACCUCACUGCCUGUUUCGAGCAGAUCAGCAGGCAACAAGGCCGGCCGCCUUUUAAAGUUCGUCACGUGACAAUCGAAGAAUCGAUGCAACCUGGCACCGAGGAGAGGAUUCGAUCGGCUCGCUUGCAGAUCGUCGUCGUGUGUCCAAUAUUGUUGGAACGAGUACAAACUCGGCCAGAACACGCGACGAAUCUCUCCAGACAGCUAAUCACCGACAAAGUACUCGCGAUGAUGUUGGGUGUUCACGAUAGCCACAUCAGCGACGUCCACAAGUCGAUUCUGGUCUCAUACAAUCAGUGGAGAAAAUUCUUCGUGAAAGACCAGGACGAAACAUUCGUUGGUGAACUCCUGGGUGCCGCGGUUGGAAUUCUUGGCACAAUGCCGCCUCCUGCGUUGAGGAGCGACAAAACCGCCUUUUCGGUUCAUCCGAAAAAAGUGAAGCUGGGUCACAACAGGAUAAUCGCGUUGUUAAACGACCCAUUACGACCUGAGGAUAACGUAUCAGUGAUCGUGGAUCGCUGCGGCGAAGCGAUCGACAUCGCCCACGUUAAACGAAGAAAUCCCUAUGCUCUGCAAUUCUCCAUUCCCGACAGAUGUUUAGAGGUAUCGAUGUUGGUCGGUGUUCGUAUAGCGAAGAAUGGUUGUCCGCUUGGUGUGAGGCAAGUAAAAUGCGAGAGCAGGCUCAGGGAACUCGAUCAAAUCCUCAGGGCCCAUGACAAUCCCCUAGAAUUUAUGUGCCAGACCUUUGGCUUUAAUCCUGGUGAUCGCGAAAAAUUGGACAACUGGAUGGUCCACGCGUUUCAACGAAACGUUCCACCGCACUUCAAUCUCCUGUCUACACCCAGUGGGGUAGUGUCUACCCAAAAAGUUCACUCAAAAAGGCUGGUUGGCCCCGAAGAGAAUCCGACGUUGUUACACUUUGCCGCACGUUUCGGCCUGGAGAGAUUAGCUUGGCAACUGUUGGAGUGUCCAGGCGGUGAUAUAGCAUGCGACCUGAGGAACGUGUCGGAACUGACCCCUGCGGAUCUUGCAGAACAGGCAGGACAUACGAGAUUGGCGCAUCAGCUUCGUGGCUACAUGCAAAUGAACGAGUUCACCAACAUGUACAGCUAUUUGAAAGUGAUCAGUGAGACCACUACAGACCAAGCGGCAAGUGCGGACCCAUCGACAACUAACACAUCAAGCGACACCAAUAACGACAAGGAGGAUUAUUGUCGUCCACGACCCUUGAGUGAAGCCUAUUCGGUGCCACCAGCCGCAAGACCAAUAACGUCCUUGAUCUUGCCAGGUCAAUUAUCAGUAACCCCUAGCCCGACCACCAGUAACCCCAUUGAGGCAAAUUAUUCAAUCGUACCAGCACCGACUCCCGUCAUCGCCAGUCCAUCAACACCAACGCCUGUGAUGACCUCCUCGAACGGCUUUGAACUCCCUCUUCAAGGUUAUAUGAAAAUGCAUCCAGCUGGACCAAAAACACCAACGUCAAACGCAGUGAGCCAGCAGCCAUCUCGAACAGCGACGCCCACCCAGAGUCGUUCAGAUUCUCAUCCUAUGCCUGCACGAGAAGAAAAUAGUCAAUCGUCCUUCUCUUAUGGCAGAACCACCUCCAAUUCCAGCAGCACAAAGUCGAGGGAACCGUCUGGACCUCAGGACGAGUUACUGGAAAUCAUAAACGACUUCAAGAACAACGUGUUCACGAUAACCGAAGUGGAAAGAUUGGUCGAGAACUGGAGGAAUCGCAACGAUGUUCAACAGAGCUUCAAAGACAAACAGAGGCAACUCACAGCGAUGAGAGAAGAGUAUGAAAGAAUACAGAAAAGAAUGAAAGAGGAAAUGAAGGCCCCUACACCUUUUGACAGAAUCAGGAAGUUCUUCUCCAAAGGAAAGAAAGAUACGAAGGACUCUACGACCGGAAGUGACGAUUCUUCUUCGACCAGUAAAGUGGAGAAUGUUAAUGGUGCUCUAACCGACCGUAGGCCAGUUAGCAGUCUAAGUCUCCGCAGUGUUUCAAGCUCGUCUUCGUCUGGUAGAAUGAGCACUGCCAGCGGAUGCAGUGGGACCAGUUUAGGUGACAGUGGAACUCAUUCUGAUACUGAGGAUCGACGAUUACAAAAUGCCAGAGAGGAUAAAGCGGGCGUGAUGUCGUACGAAAUACCACCAGCUCCAAAGCCAUUCGCAGGAAGGUAUUCCCCGGCGCUUAGGUAUUCCCCAUCUCCUCGUUCCUCGACUGGAAACGAUUUAGACUUGAGACCAUCACAGCCACAAUUACGAGGCGAGGAUACCGAAUACUACAUCGCUUUUCCACCAUCGGGAUUACCCAUUCACUCUUUCAAGACAGAGGCUUCUCUGAAGGAACCAAAAACUCCAAGCUCCCCGUGUGAUCACCCUAAGUACCUGGACUUGAUUCAAAAUUCAUCGCCAGUCACUAAUGACGCUUCAGAAUCAGAAUCCACCAGGCAUUCUGGCAACAGUUACGCAAACAUUGACCCGUCUACGUUGAAUCCAGCACCAGUACCGCCUGCUGGUAUGUGCAUUCCAACAAAUUACGUGAACGUGACUCCAGCGUGCGUCACCUCGUCUCAGGAAACUACACAAGGUCAGCAAUCCGAGCAGAGACACUCACUUGACUUAAAUCAUAUAUCUGAAACCUCAAAGAAUUCAACCAAGGCCGAGACUCCCAGUCAGGCGGGAGAAAAUAAGGUCACUGAUGACGUACAAGGCCAAGACAAUGUUUUGACUGAAGUUCAAGGUAAAAAUAACGAGGAAUAUGUGGAAACGAAUCUGGCGAAUAGUUCAGAAGGCGUGGACGUACCGGAUACUGGUAAACUGCCGGAAUAUAUGAACGUCGACGUUCCUCAGGAUCAGAAAGCUGGUGCCACGAAGAAAGUGCCUGCUCCUCCUGUUCCACCAAGAGUUGCCACGAAGAAGUAAAAUAAGAACGAUUACCACGAAUAAAAGUACUUGAAAAGAAGUCGUUCCUUCGAUUGGAGACUUUAAUGGGCGAGUCGUUCAAAAAUAGUGCUCUCGGCGAUCGUUUUUCAUUGGAGAAAUACUCGAGUAUGAUUUCAAGUACUCGACGUCAGUGUUCUUCGUAAUCCUUAGUAUUAAUAGCGUAUUUAACUGUAAAUUGUUCGGUUCAAGAUAGUCGCUAUGGCUCAUGUCUUCUAUGUACAUUACCUUCGUUCUUUAUCUUCCUUUCUCUUUAUUCUAAUACUCAGUGAGGCGCGACUUAAUCUGUAGUUUUUGUUUAUGGUAUUGUACUGCAAUUAAGUGCGUUUAUUGAUCGUUAUUAGUCUAAAACUGCCUCGAAUGCGUUACGAGAAUAAAACCAAUGUAUAAUUAAUUAUUAACUUGUUACUGUUAUCGAUAAGCGAAAUAUGCUAUUGUAUAUCAUAAAAUAUUUUAAUCGUUUCGAUAUUUCCAUAAAUUUUAUUAGAUUAGGAACGAAUUUGGAGAUCUCAAAUCAUUAAGAUCAAUAAAUUUGAGAUCUUCAAAGAUUUUAAGUUUAAGUUUCGGAACCCGAAUCGUUGAGACAUUUUACUACGUUUUUUUUUUUAGGAAAUUUAGAAUGUUAUUGAUCAACAAGCAUUCGAGACUUUCUGAUUACGCCACUAAGUUGUAUAUUAUGUUAAUUAACCGAUGCUCCGAUCUCGGUCCAAGAACGAAUACAAUGCUAGCGAGCGCCAAAUCAAAUUUUCAUCUUUUGGCGGAAAGCCAAAAUCGUAAUCUGUACAUACUGUCCUCUGCUCUAUAUUCUAUUAUUAUUGUAACCAGUUUUCUAUAUCGUCAGUCCUUAGGAUUAAGUUAGAACAAUUUAUACGACAAUUGCUUAAAAAAAAAUAUCGAUGACGCCAAAGACUGCGUUAAGAAUACAUGGCGUCGCGUAAUCAUUAUGUUAUUAAUCAUACAAUUCAUGCACCAUACGUUGUAAUCAUUCUCUAGCGUAAACAAUACUUUGUACAGGUGUCGAAAUUUCCUUUGUCUUACAUCUUUAUAAGAAUGACGACGAAAUGCGUUUCAAGUACCAAGAAUGCAUUUAUCAUUUUGAUUGUAAUAUCAUAGUGUAGAAUAUUUCACAAAACCAUUCUUUUUUAUGUCUACCAGUAGAGAUACUACUAUGUCUUUUUUAUAUUUAUGUUUAUACCAAUAAAACUAAAGAUAAUAGAAAUUGCAAAAUUAUUUUAAUCGGAUCUUCUUGUUACUCGUCAAUUGAUUAUGAAUUGAUCAUGAAUGAAUUACGUAGCAUACCAUAAAAAUAGUGAAAUAUGGAGUAUUGAUAAUAUCGAGUAUAAUUUAUGCAUUGUCAGAAAGUCAUAAUUUUUAUCAGGUGCAUAUGCUGUGAGGAACGUUUCUAGGAAACUGCAUUAUUCUCGGAAAUUACACGUUAAAUAUGCAUUAUGUAAUUUACCGUGUCCGUGUAUGUAAAUUUCAAUAGUAAGGGGGGAAAAGCAUGAGUAAAUAUUCUUGCCAAAUCUGUCGUUAAUCGAAGGUAAAAACCAUAUUUUGUUACCACAAAGUUUCGCUUCUCUUACGCAUCAUCAAACUUCUUAGACAAUAUUCUAUAAAUGUUAUUAGACCUAAUAACAAAAUAUCCAUUAAAUUGUUAAUAUGAAUAAAAAUUAACAAAUAUUCAUAUUAAGAAUUAUUUUUUAAAAGAUGCCAGAACCUAAUACACUGUUACUAAAUAUGUAAAUACUUUAGAUGCUGCACGCAAAAUAUCGUUGAAGUACAAAUGAUGUCACGCUCAUGUACAUAUAGACAAAUGUGUUUUUUUGAAUAAAACAUGCGAUUGAGUAUUCAUCGACAGUAUCAAACGACCUGUCGUGGUAUCAACAUCACGGCCAGGAAUAACCAAGCGUUCUAAAAUUCUCGAAAAGUACCCAUUCAAUUAUUGACGGCAAGUCGAACAACGUGUCCUUUCUUUCACGAAGGACGAUUAUCUUUGGACAUAAAGUUUCGAGUAAGCUAAGUGAGUAAACUAAUUGAAAAAUGAAAUUGCUUACGAUGGUCUUGGUGUCUACGUUGUCUUUGGCCACAACGCUUGCUCAAUCCAGGUACGAACCUUUUGCUGAGAAACCAGGUUCCUGUCCACCACCUUUGCCAAUGCAGAUUUGUAGUCAAUCUUGUUUUUCUGACUCACACUGCUUAGGAAUUGGCAAAUGUUGUCCAACCAAUUGUGGAGGCUUUGUUUGCACAAGACCUGUUACCAUGAGGCAAACAGUUCCUACUG
Messenger RNA from Bombus terrestris (buff-tailed bumblebee), 8177 nucleotides. It is a transcript of the gene stumps, whose product is annotated as phosphoinositide 3-kinase adapter protein 1. Gene Ontology annotation, molecular function: fibroblast growth factor receptor binding; transmembrane receptor protein tyrosine kinase adaptor activity. The record is from RefSeq and is a predicted model, not a curated record. NCBI's taxonomy places the organism in Eukaryota, Metazoa, Arthropoda, Insecta, Hymenoptera, Apidae. Bases 1901 to 5878 code for a protein of 1325 amino acids. Gene Ontology annotation, cellular component: cytosol. The transcript is spliced from 21 exons.